AUGCCGCAGCAUGUAUGGAGGUCCGAGGACAACCUCAGCUGUCAGUCCUCACUUUCCGCCUCUUUGAGGGUCCGGCUGCUGCUGCUGCUGCUGCUGCUGCUGCUGCACCCUGUGGCUUAUGCUCAACUGCAGCCUCACCAGCUCCUCCCCCAGUCGUCAUCGAAGCACCCACAGCCUCAGUUUGUGAUCCAGCAGCAGCCGCAGUCACAGUCACAGCCACUACGGCCUGCACCCCAAGUCCAGUCCCAACCUCAGCUUGCCUCAGUCUCCCCAAGCCUGGCCCUACAGUCCAGCCCAGAAGACAAUGCCAUGCCUCUGGGCCCAGUUACACCUGCCCUGCCCCUGCAGUGCCCUACUGCCCAUCUGCACAAGCCCGGAGGCAGUCAGCAAUGCCACCUUCCCACACCAGACCCUGGGCCUCAGAAUGGACAUCCUGAGGGUGUGUCCCGUGCCCCUCAGCGAAGGUUCCAGCACACCUCCGCUGUGAUUUUACAGUUGCAGCCUGCUUCUCCAGUGCCCCAGCAGUGUGCUUCUGGUGACUGGGAGGAAGCGGUGCCAGGGGAGAAGAGUGUGCCUGUGACUCAGCCAGGCCCAUCCCCACACCAGCAAGCCAUCAUCACCGCCAUGCCAGGUGGCCUGCCUGUACCCAAGACUCCCAACAUCCAGCAGUGCCCAGCUCACGAGACAGGGCAGGGCAUUGUUCAUGCACUGACCGACCUCAGCAGCCCCGGCAUGACCUCAGGGAACGGAAACUCUGCCUCCAGCAUCGCCGGCACUGCCCCCCAGAAUGGUGAGAAUAAACCACCACAGGCCAUUGUGAAACCCCAAAUCCUGACGCAUGUUAUCGAAGGGUUUGUGAUCCAGGAGGGGGCGGAGCCUUUCCCGGUGGGACGCUCGUCCCUGCUGGUGGGGAAUCUCAAGAAGAAGUAUGCACAGGGGUUCUUGCCUGAGAAGCUUCCACAGCAGGACCACACCACCACCACUGACUCAGAGAUGGAGGAGCCCUACCUGCAAGAAUCCAAAGAGGAAGGUACCCCCCUCAAACUCAAGUGUGAGCUCUGUGGACGGGUGGACUUUGCCUACAAGUUCAAGCGUUCCAAGCGCUUCUGUUCCAUGGCCUGUGCAAAGAGGUAUAAUGUGGGAUGCACCAAACGAGUGGGACUCUUUCACUCAGACCGGAGCAAGCUGCAGAAGGCAGGGACCACAACUCACAACCGCCGACGGGCCAGCAAGGCUAGUCUGCCCACACUUACUAAGGACACCAAGAAGCAGCCCUCAGGCACUGUACCCCUUUCAGUUACUGCUGCCUUGCAGCUGACACACAGCCAGGAAGACUCCAGCCGGUGCUCAGAUAACUCAAGCUAUGAGGAACCCUUGUCGCCCAUCUCAGCCAGCUCCUCCACCUCCCGACGGCGGCAAGGCCAGAGGGAUCUAGAACUCCCUGACAUGCACAUGCGGGACCUGGUGGGCAUGGGACACCACUUCCUACCAAGUGAGCCCACAAAGUGGAACGUAGAAGAUGUCUAUGAAUUCAUCCGCUCUCUGCCAGGGUGCCAGGAGAUCGCAGAGGAGUUCCGUGCCCAGGAGAUUGACGGACAAGCCCUGCUGCUGCUCAAGGAGGACCACCUGAUGAGUGCCAUGAACAUCAAGCUGGGGCCUGCCCUCAAGAUCUAUGCACGCAUCAGCAUGCUCAAGGACUCCUAGAGUCUCUGCCGCCCGCCCGCCCGCCCGUGCACCACCGGGCAGCCAGGGUUCCAGCCCCAGGUGGGCGCCGCCUCCUGAUGGAGCAGAGCCACACAGACAUUCCUGAGGCGCCCAAGAUAGGGCCAGUUGUAGGAAAGGGGCUCUCCCUAGGGGUGCAGCUGUGAGGAGGUCUGAGUGCCUCUUCAGUGGCUCUCAGGGGCCAUUUCUGUGGGAAGGGGAGAGAGGUAGGUGGUACAGAAGACGGGGCUUUGCGCUUGUAAAUACUUAUAGCACUGGCUUCCUCCAAAGUCCCAAUGUUCUAGCCCCCCUCUAAUCCUUUCUCUGUCCCCCGUUUCCAGGGGGUUUAUGGUCAGGGCUCCCCAACCUGAGUUGGGUUACUUCCAAGGGCAGCCAGCAGGCCUGGACAGAGGUCUUGAAAGCCCUUGCCUUCUCUCCCUUCCCCCUUCUUUCUCCAGGCCUGGUUAACCUUCCGUUGGCAGCUUCUCCCCCUUCAGCCUGUUUCCAUAGCAUCCAGGGGUUCUACCCUUGUACCCUCUGCAGGUGGAGGGAGAGAAGCUGGGCCCAGUGUGGCCAUGCCUGCUGGCACAGACGCCUUAACGCUGUGUGUGUGACUGUGUGACUGGGAGCCUGGAGUGACAGGCGUGAGCUGCCCUCUGGCAUCUCCAGGUGUUUUGUAGCAAACAACCACUCAGUGCUUUGUCCUGGGCUCCACUCAGCCUGAGGCUGGGGGAUGGAAGGAAAGGGCAGACCCCGAGAGUUGGAGAUUAGAGGCCCCCUCCAGAUGGCAGGAGAUUCCUGGGAAGGUCUCCUCACACCAAACUGGCAGUGUGUCCUGCUGGCUGGCAAAAAAACAUAGGAAGUUACAGGGGCUAUAAAAACUAUGUGGCCCAAAGCCUGAGCUUCCCG
This is a messenger RNA of Peromyscus eremicus (cactus mouse), 2610 nucleotides long. It is a transcript of the gene Phc2, whose product is annotated as polyhomeotic homolog 2. Lineage: Eukaryota; Metazoa; Chordata; Mammalia; Rodentia; Cricetidae. Bases 1 to 1704 code for a protein of 567 amino acids. Gene Ontology annotation, molecular function: protein binding; zinc ion binding. The record is from RefSeq and is a predicted model, not a curated record. The transcript has 9 exons. Gene Ontology annotation, cellular component: nucleus; PRC1 complex.